CUUCCAAUUGUAAGACAGACUGGUUGAACUCAAGCGCUUCUCUCCCUUCUUUCUCUCUCUUCGCCCCUGGUUCUGACCCCUGCCAGCGGUUUCAAAGCCCCCUCCCUUGUCUCUCUCUUCUCUCUCUCCUCGUACAACAAUUUUAUGCAUUUGUCCUUCUCUUUCAAUCCAUGGUCUGAGACGGCAUGACGAAACCCAACAAGCUUCUUGAUAGCCUCCUCAAACCCUUCAAGUCCCACAAAAAAGGUAUAGAAAACGAGAAAAAAGAUGAUUUGGAGGCAAUUGCUGCACAAGAGCAGAAGGUCUUUUCAUUUGAAGCUUUGGCAUCAGCCACACGGUAUUUCCACCCUGAAAAUAAGCUUGGUGAGGGUGGAUUUGGCCCUGUAUACAAGGGGAAGUUGGAUGAUGGAAGGGAGAUUGCAGUGAAGAAACUGUCAAAGAGUUCUCGUCAGGGGAAGCGAGAAUUUGUGAAUGAAGCUAGACUACUCUCAAGGGUGCAGCAUCGUAAUGUGGUCGGCCUAAUUGGCUAUUGCGCCGAUGAAGGGGAGAAGCUUCUCAUCUACGAGUACCAUCCAAACCAAAGCCUCGAUAAGAUACUCUUUCCAGACACCAAUAGGAGACAAGAACUGGACUGGCAAAAGAGAUUUGACAUAAUAUCAGGAGUGGCACGUGGAUUGCUCUACCUCCACCAGGACUCCCACAUAAUGAUAAUCCAUAGAGAUAUCAAGGCCAGCAACAUUCUCCUUGACCAGAAGUGGAAGCCUAAGAUUGCAGACUUUGGCAUGGCAAGGCUCUUCCCCGAGGACCAGACCCAUGUGAACACAAGAGUGGCGGGCACAAAUGGAUACAUGGCCCCGGAGUACAUGAUGCAUGGGCAGCUAUCACUUAAGGUUGAUGUCUUCAGCUUUGGGGUUUUGGUCCUUGAAAUAAUCAGUGGGCAGAAGAACUCAAGCUUUGACCUACAAGCGGACUCACGGGGCCUCCUAAAUUGGGCAUGGAAGCUAUGGAAGAAUGGCCGAUGUUCAGAAAUGGUGGACAUGGCAUUAGGCUCAUUUAAAUUAGUGGACGAGCAAGUGAAGAUGUGCAUACAAAUGGCUCUACUAUGCGUUCAAGCCGACCCAGCACAAAGACCAACUAUGGCUAAUGUAAGUCAAAUGCUGGCAAGGCCCGGAACCUUAGCUGAACCGACAAGGCCUGGCUAUCCAGGUGUAAGAUAUGGUAGAAAAAGAGGCGACAGAACAUCUUCUUAUUCAAAGUCAAGGUCAGAUGCAAGCUCCUCUGGUGACCCCUCUUCUUCUCGAACAGCUGUUGCCAUUGCCGCCACCACCACCACCACCACCACCAACCCCUCCUCCAGAUCCACCGAUGUGUUCUAAGUUUGAAGUGACUAAAACGCUGGGUAAGGGGUUUGAUGGUGACUUUCAAAUUUUGUUCAUUCUUUGUUGUAUAUAUAAUCUUGUAAAUUUAUGGAACAGAUAAAUAUAGUGAGUCUGAUAGGUGGUAAAGAUAUUCUUGAUCAGUAUGUGCUAAAAUGGAAGCCCUCUGGAUUUUUGCCCUGACAAAUUUGUAUGUUGAAACUGUUGUUCGAUAUUUACUGUGUGCAUAGUGAGAAGGGCUAAAACAGUAAAACUUACUGAA
Molecule: messenger RNA, 1638 nt
Organism: Amborella trichopoda
Lineage: Eukaryota; Viridiplantae; Streptophyta; Magnoliopsida; Amborellales; Amborellaceae
Product: Protein kinase superfamily protein
Biological process (GO): protein phosphorylation
Molecular function (GO): protein kinase activity; ATP binding
Source: RefSeq, a predicted model, not a curated record